Molecule: messenger RNA, 3327 nt
Organism: Daphnia pulex (common water flea)
Lineage: Eukaryota; Metazoa; Arthropoda; Branchiopoda; Diplostraca; Daphniidae
Product: somatomedin-B and thrombospondin type-1 domain-containing protein-like
Exons: 8
Coding region: 2109-3038 (309 amino acids)
Source: RefSeq, a predicted model, not a curated record
AGAUUACGUAUUAAGAUCCGAUCGAUCAAUAUAAUUCAAAAAUCCUGACAGCGAAUCGACCAGCCCGUCAAACGAAAAUCAGCUGGCGCUGCAGCAGCAGGAUCAGCACGAGCGCUCAAACGAAAUCUAAUUUGUGAAAAACGAAAAUGACGGCCAACGACAGAAAGAAUUGUCCCUUUAAAUAUAAUAGAACACAAUUGGGAGUCAUUUGGAAAGAGGGGUAGAAAAUGGAAAUGGAUAUACACCCGCCGGCCGGUCGGCCGGCUAAAUGGGAAUAACAAUAAAAAACGGAAUUGUAACACGAUGGGAAAAAUAGCCAAUCUCUGCACAGAGCCCGAGAAAAGCCCAUCAGGAGCUCUAUAAGGACUCUGCUAUCCUUCCUUCCCAGGGCUCUAGCCCCAUCCGUAAGGAUCGAUAUUAUCUUCUCUCGUCUAUAAAGCUUGGCACAGCCGGAAGGGUAUUAUACCAUCAAGCGUCGGCCAACAACAGUUAUAUAGCACCUAUGUGUGUGCAGGGAAAAUGUUACCAGCUCAGCCCUACACACUCGUCUCUAGAGAAUGUACGUCCCAAAAGAAGAAUAGACUGUUUUCUAUAAAUCCUUUGCGAUUUCGCAAUCUCGCUGAGUCCAGGUCCAUCCAUCCUUGGCUCCAUUACGUCACUAUCAAAAGCGAAAAGGUUUGAUGGCUACAUCAGCCGCCAUCGAUUCGGGACCCCUCUACAUCCAUCGGAUUGCAAACGCGCUGUCUGUUUUGGCGGCGGAGGCAAUUCGUUCCACCGAGCUCCUAUCCAGCAGCUCCUAUUAGAUGUAGCCGCAAGGUUUCCAUUCCGUCCAAAUAUGGAUAGAUGUGUCUCCUCCUCCGCUUGCGCCACUCUCUGUGUGUGCGCGUUGUAUAUGCCUUGUGAUUGCAGCUAUAGGACUGUGGCCAAACAUCCAUCUCCUUUCAAGGUAUCAAUUCCGUUUCAUUCAACUUUUAGAUGGCAUCACUCACUAUAUGGGAAUCCCAACCCCCUGAUCCAUCUCUCUUGUAUUAUAAUGCCAAGAAAGAAGAAGAAGAAGAUGUCCAUUCUAUAUAUGGAGGCUCAAAGUACGACUGUGGGGAAGAAGAAUAAAAAAAUAUUUUUCAGGAAAUCAAAAAAAAGAAGAAAAGGAACGACGAUAUUCCUGUCAUGUCAGCCGGAGCCAAAAGCUGACCCGACCGCAGAGUCUCGUCAGAUGGAUGUAUAUUAUAUUCCGGCGGGCAUCAGGCAUCGCCGAGCGAGAUCACAUAUAGUAGUAGUAGUGCAGCUGUUAACAAAUAGGUUAUAUGUGCUGCUGCUCUUCCCCACCCCUCUUGUAUGAGACGCAAUCAAAACAGAUGAUCAAACGGCCCCUUUCUCCUAGCUAUCUACCAGAGCUGCUUCUUUGCUGGCUGGAGAAAACUUUGGACAUUGAAAUAUCCUUUGACUUGCAGGAGCACCGGUGUCGUAGUAGUCUAAACCCCCUGGUUCUUCAGCAGCAGCACAACUAACAUGACCCAUGCGUUUUGAUUGGAAUGUUUGAUGGGCUUCCAAGUUUCCACCGUAAAAAUAAGAAAAAGUUGCCUCCCAUUUAUUUCCCCGUCGCUUUGUUUAAGUCACUCGUCGUGCUGUAUAGUAUACACACACACACACACUGUGCGCGCACACACAUAUAAUGUUGUGUUUAGACGAUACCCACUGAGCGAUCCAUUGGAAGGAGUGGAGUGGAGAAACUCGAUAGAAACAUUAACAGUCACAAAAAAGAAGAAGGUAGUAUACUUGUUUUUUUUAUACGCCCUUAUAUAACAGACUUUUCUCUCUCAGGAAAUAACCGAAAUGUGUGCCAGCAGCAACCCUAUCGAUAGAUCAAAAGGCGCAUCAGCAGGGAUAUAUCGUACUCUACGUUUUCUUCUUCUUCCAACUGAUGUGUGCGCGCGCCACUUCAUUUUCAUCCAGUGGAUGGGAGCUGGAAAGUCAAGCUAGAGAAAAAGGGAGGAGGCAAGCGAAAAAAAGGAGAUAGCAGAGGGGCCGGACCGUGUGGUGGUGGUGGCCCAGUCAGUCACACACAAGAGACGGACUACUACCGCCGCUGAGACGGUGCACACACACACAUGUAUCCAGCGCAUUCGACAAGUACGAGCCGGAGCAGCAGGAUGAUAUCGUUGCAGCACUCCUCCGCCGCCACUACCCAAGUUGUUGUUUUGUUCAUCAUCUUUCUCGGCCGUCCAGUCGACAGUCUGGGCAGUUGUAAGGAAGCCGGACUCUGCUGUACGGGCCGCGACGCCAGUUGCGUCGUCCAGAAAACUCCGCAAAACGCCAUCAUCGAAGACCUGCGUGACACGCCGUGCUAUUGCGAUCACGCCUGUCUCAAGUUGAACGACUGCUGCCCAGAUUACCGCCAGACAUGCGGAGUGCAAGAUUGCCAAGUGUCGGAAUGGGGACCUUGGUCAGACUGCGACAAUCAGUGCGGAGCCGGCAGCCAGGAGCGGACGCGGACCAUCGUGACUGAGCCCAGUCGUGGCGGCAAAAGUUGUCCGCCCACGUUGCAGAAACGCGGAUGUCAGGGAACGUCGCAGUGCGGGACCAACAAAUCGACCCACCACAAAGCGGCUUUGAAAGAAAUGGCUAUGCUGUUACCGGCUUCGUUUGGUGCCAGCCGCCGGAUGAACGACAGCCACGACAUCCGCAAGAAUCUGCGCUUCCGCAACGCUGAGCUCGCCCAGGAGCACCCGGAAGGUUCCACCAACGAUUACUGCGUGACAUUCGAGCUGACCAAAGUGUCCAAGGCCUGCCACAAAGAGAAAGUGUUCAACUCUCUUACUGACGGCGGCGUCGUCUGUGUUCGAUGUGAACACAAGGCUACUCGUGACUAUUUGGGAGGCCGUUGCGGUGGUCACGGAGUGCCGGGUAGAAUUACACGCUGGACAUCGCUGACCAACGUCGAGUGCCAUGGCAAAUGGCUCAGACGUCCGGAUGAAUCUCACGAGGUUUCCAGCUCGACUUGUUCGUGCGACGAGGACGCUCUGUUAAUUUUCGUUUAGGUCUCAACACAAGAGACGCAAACUAUAAGGAAACGAACAAGGAAGAAGAUCAAUUUUAAACAAAAUCUCCUUAAAUUUGUUAUGCUACCACAUUAAUUAUUUCUAUUUUUUUUUCUUUGUCUUUCGAAUCAUUCUUUUUUUUUACCUAAAAUAUUCGAUCUGAGGGUGGUUUAAUUAAAAAAAACGCGAAUGAAACGAGCGAAAGCUAGAACAAAAAAAUUAACUGUCGACCCACCCAUCGAGUUUAAUGCGAGUGUGAAAAUACACAGAAAGGGAAAUUUCCAUAGAA